Messenger RNA from Salvia splendens (bonfire salvia), 689 nucleotides. Its product is annotated as probable inactive leucine-rich repeat receptor-like protein kinase At3g03770. The coding region runs from base 150 to 641 and encodes 163 amino acids. NCBI's taxonomy places the organism in Eukaryota, Viridiplantae, Streptophyta, Magnoliopsida, Lamiales, Lamiaceae. The transcript is spliced from 2 exons. The record is from RefSeq and is a predicted model, not a curated record. Gene Ontology annotation, molecular function: protein binding.
UUCAAAUUACUAUGUAUUAGUGUUUCUUUCAUGGCUGGUGUUUGCAUGCUGCACUCAUCAGCUGAGAAGUUAUGAAACUCAGCUUCUUCUUCAGAUGAGGAAGCAUUUGGAGUACCCUCUGCCACUGAGCAAUUGGGAAAAUCACAACAAUGCUGAUUUCUGCAAUUUGUUCUCUUCACCACAGCUCACCAUCAAAUGCGAGAACAAUUCUGUCACCGAGCUUCGGAUCAUGGGAGACAAACCUGCAAAGUGUUCCUGAGUGGUUGGAUUCGUGGUCGAAUCUCACUGUGUUGAGCUUAAAGAACAACAGAUUGAAUGGUGAGGUUCCUUCUGCAGUUGCAAGAAUCACAACAUUGAUUGAAUUAGUUUUGUCUCACAACUUUCUCACUGGAAAGAUGCCUGAUCUGAGCAAACUCUCCACUUUGCAGUUGUUAGAUUUGAGAGAGAACAGUUUAGAUUCUACAUUGCCCCCUCUGCCAAAAGGGCUGGUUAAUGUAUUUCUCAGCAAGAACUCAUUUUCCGGUAGCAUACCCGAACAAUUUGUUAAGUUGGAACAGCUUCAGCAUCUUGAUUUGUCGAAUAAUCAUCUUACCGGAACCCUCCUUCUCUGCUCUUCUCUCUCCCCAAUAUUAGUUACUUGAAUCUGUCAUCCAACACUCUUAGUGGAUCACUUCCUGAGCAUCUCAAGU